CAUCUGUAAAUUUGGCAUUUAAUUGAUGGGCCACCGUCUUCAUCUUCUAUCCCCAGGCCCAGGCUCGUCCUCGUUGCUUUGCAUCUGCUUGCUUUCCUUCUUCUCUGAUCCACUAUUCACUUCCCUUGCAAACCAACAGACAUGGCCGGGGCUGUAGCAGGAGGAGGAGCACUUCUCUCGGCUUCUCUCCAAGUUCUAUUUGAUCGGAUGGCUUCUCGUGACGUCCUCACCGUCCUCCAGGGACAGAAACUCAGUGCUACGCUCCUAAGGGAGUUGAAGAUGAAAUUGCUGGCAGUUAAGGUAGUGCUGAAUGACGCCGAGGCCAAGCAAAUCACGAAUUCAGAUGUCAAAGAUUGGGUGGAUGAGCUGAAAGAUGCUGUGUAUGAUGCGGAGGACCUGCUGGAUGAUAUCACCACUGAAGCUUUACGAUGCAAGAUGGAGUCUGAUUCUCAAACUCAGGUACGGAACAUCAUCUCCGGUGAGGGUAUCAUGUCCAGGGUAGAGAAGAUCACUGGCACACUAGAAAAUCUUGCAAAAGAAAAAGAUUUUCUCGGGUUGAAAGAAGGCGUUGGAGAAAAUUGGUCAAAAAGAUGGCCAACCACUUCCUUGGUAGAUAAGUCUGGGGUGUACGGUAGGGAUGGUGAUAAAGAGGAGAUAGUAAAAUAUUUGUUGUCCCAUAAUGCAAGUGGGAAUAAGAUAAGUGUGAUCGCGCUGGUGGGUAUGGGCGGUAUUGGGAAGACCACACUUGCUAAGCUGGUGUAUAAUGAUUGGAGGGUGGUGGAAUUUUUUGACCUUAAAGCAUGGGUUUGUGUUUCAAAUGAAUUUGAUCUUGUCAGGAUAACGAAAACCAUUCUUAAGGCAAUCGAUUCUGGGACUUCUGAUCACAAUGAUUUGAAUCUGCUUCAACAUAAAUUGGAGGAGAGACUUACCAGGAAGAAAUUCUUACUUGUCCUUGAUGAUGUUUGGAAUGAAGACUAUAAUGAUUGGGAUUCGCUACAAACUCCAUUCAAUGUUGGUCUAUAUGGAAGUAAAAUUGUUGUAACUACACGUAUCAAUAAGGUUGCAGCAGUCAUGCAUUCAGUUCAUACUCAUCAUUUGGCAAAGUUAUCCUCUGAAGAUUGCUGGUCCCUAUUUGCAAAACAUGCAUUUGAAAAUGGAAAUUCUAGUCCACAUCCAAAGCUAGAAGAAAUUGGCAAAGAGAUUGUAAAAAAGUGUGAUGGAUUGCCUUUAGCUGCAAAAACCCUUGGGGGUGCCUUAUACUCAGAGGUUCGAGUAAAAGAAUGGGAAAAUGUAUUGAACAGUGAAAUGUGGGAUUUACCAAAUAAUGCAGUUCUUCCUGCCUUAAUCUUGAGCUACUAUUAUCUUCCUUCACAUCUAAAACGAUGUUUUGCAUAUUGUUCUAUUUUUCCUAAAGACUACCAAAUUGAGAAGGAUAACUUGAUUUUAUUGUGGAUGGCAGAAGGGUUUUUGCAACAAUCAGAAAAAGGCAAGAAAACAAUGGAAGAGGUAGGUGAUGGGUACUUUUAUGACCUAUUAUCAAGGUCAUUUUUUCAAAAGUCCGGUAGCCACAAAUCCUAUUUUGUAAUGCAUGAUCUCAUCAAUGAUUUGGCUCAACUUAUUUCCGGAAAAGUUUGUGUUCAGUUGAAUGAUGGUGAGAUGAAUGAAAUUCCUGAAAAGCUUCGCCACUUAUCAUAUUUUAGAAGUGAAUAUGACUCUUUUGAGAGAUUUGAGACCCUUAGUGAAGUUAAUGGUCUUCGGACCUUCUUACCAUUGAAUUUGGAGGUUUGGUCUCGUGAUGAUAAGGUUUCAAAGAAUAGAUAUCCAAGUGGUAGUAGGCUUGUUGUAGAGCUUCACUUGAGUACUAGAGUUUGGAAUGAUUUAUUGAUGAAAGUUCAAUAUUUACGAGUGUUGUCAUUGUGUUACUAUGAGAUAACGGAUUUGUCAGAUUCAAUUGGUAAUUUAGAACACUUACGCUAUUUGGACCUUACCUACACACCCAUCAAAAGGUUACCCGAAUCAAUUUGUAAUUUAUAUAAUUUACAAACAUUGAUAUUAUAUCAUUGUGAAUGGCUUGUUGAAUUGCCUAAAAUGAUGUGCAAAUUGAUUAGCUUACGUCAUCUUGAUAUCAGGCAUAGCAGAGUGAAGGAGAUGCCAAGUCAAAUGGGUCAAUUAAAAAGUUUACAAAAAUUGAGUAACUAUGUAGUGGGCAAGCAAAGUGGGACAAGGGUUGGAGAGUUGAGGGAGCUUUCCCACAUUGGUGGGAGUCUUGUCAUUCAAGAGCUGCAGAAUGUAGUUGAUGCUAAGGAUGCCUUAGAGGCCAAUUUGGCAGGCAUGCGGUACCUGGAUGAGUUAGAGUUGGAAUGGGGUCAUGAUAGAGGUGAUGAGUUAGAGUUGGAAGGAAAUGACGAUAGUAGUGAUGAGUUAGAGUUGGAAGGGAAUGGCGAUAGUGGUGAUGAGGAAGGGAAUGACGAUAGUAGUGAUGAGUUAGAGUUGGAAGGGAAUGAUGAUAGUGGUGAUGAGGAAGGGAAUGACGAUAGUAGUGAUGAGUUAGAGUUGGAACAGAAUGACGAUAGUGGUGUUGAACAAAAUGGAGCAGACAUAGUGCUCAACUACUUACAACCUCAUUCAAACUUAAAGAGACUCACUAUUCAUAUGUAUGGUGGUUCAAGAUUUCCAGAUUGGUUAGGAGGUCCUUCAAUUCUAAAUAUGGUGUCCCUACGUCUCUGGGGUUGUACCAAUGUGUCAGCUUUCCCACCGCUUGGGCAGUUACCCUCUCUUAAACAUUUACAUAUAUGGCGUUUGCAGGGGAUAGAAAGGGUGGGUGCUGAGUUUUAUGGGACUGAUUCUUCCUCAACUAAGCCCUCCUUUGUAUCCCUAAAAUCUCUAUCAUUUCAGGGUAUGCGAAAAUGGAAGGAAUGGUUGUGUUUAGGAGGUCAAGGUGGAGAAUUCCCUAGUCUCAAGGAGCUUUAUAUAGAGAGGUGUCCCAAGCUAAUAGGAGCCUUACCAAACCAUCUGCCUUUGUUAACGAAACUAGAGAUUGUACAAUGUGAGCAGCUUGUGGCUCAACUUCCAAGAAUUCCAGCCAUCCGUGUAUUGACGACGCGCAGCUGUGACAUCUCACAGUGGAAGGAACUACCACCACUACUGCAGGAUCUCGAAAUUCAAAAUUCCGACUCUUUGGAGUCCCUACUGGAGGAGGGAAUGUUGCGAAGUAAUACUUGUCUUCGAGAGUUGACAAUCAGAAAUUGUUCUUUUUCCAGACCCUUGGGCAGAGUUUGUUUACCCAUUACUUUGAAAUCAUUGUAUAUAGAACUGUCUAAGAAACUUGAGUUUCUCUUACCUGUGUUCUUCCAAUGUUACCACCCUUUCCUUGAAUGGUUGUACAUCUCCAACGGUACUUGCAAUUCGUUCUUAUCCCUCCCACUUGGCAACUUCCCGAGGGGCGUCUAUCUCGGUAUCCACUAUCUCGAGGGGCUUGAAUUCCUCUCCAUUUCAAUGUCAGACGAGGAUCUUACAUCUUUCAAUCUGUUGUACAUCUGUGGGUGCCCUAAUCUUGUGUCUAUUUGUUGCAAGAAUCUCAAAGCUGCAUGCUUUCAAUCGUUGACAUUACAUGAUUGCCCGAAAUUGAUAUUCCCAAUGCAGGGUCUUCCCUCCAGCUUAACUUCACUCACAAUUACAAACUGCAACAAACUCACAUCCCAAGUGGAGUUGGGUCUACAGGGACUUCACUCUCUUACCUCUCUCAAAAUCUCAGAUCUUCCAAAUCUCAGGUCUCUUGAUAGUUUGGAGCUUCAACUGCUCACCUCUCUUCAAAAAUUACAGAUCUGUAACUGCCCCAAGCUCCAAUCCUUGACAGAAGAGCAGCUGCCCACCAACCUUUAUGUUCUAACAAUCCAGAACUGCCCAUUGCUAAAAGAUAGGUGCAAGUUUUGGACAGGGGAAGAUUGGCAUCAUAUAGCUCACAUUCCACACAUUGUGAUCGAUGACCAAGUUUUGUAAUGAAGGUGGCAUUACACCAAUUUAUAGUCAGGUCAUCUGUGAUGCUUCACUCUGGCUCUGAUCAACAUAUCUUCAUAAGGAAUCCUUUAUGACUCCCUUGCUUAAUUGGUGCCUUGUCAAAUGCUUCAGAUUUCAUUUAGAGUGAAUUGUUGCUUAAAAGCCAAGCAGCUCUGCAGGCCUUCGAUCCUCGUUCUCUCAACAAAUUCUAGCUGUCUAGCAAUGAUUUCCAAUGGGACCAUUCUUUUGUUCUGAGUUGAGAUUCAUGACUCUGUUUUUGGACGAUUUUUUGCAUCCAAAGACUCAUGAGUUGAUACCCUGCUGGAGGAACAACGGAAGCUCAAGUCUGUUGGAGAGUGGAGUAUGCAGCAGGCUCUAUGAUUCCAAUUAGUGAGACAUUUCAAUUGAUUUGGUUUAACUAAGCUACAAAUUACAAUAUUCAUAAUCUCAUAUGUAUUAUCUUUUAGGUUCUUUGAGGCCGCAUCUGCAUUGAUAUCUUAGUUCUUCUCUAAAAACAACAGAUGUUCAAUUUAGGCAACUCAAACUCAAAAUCUUCAUCUUCUGGCAUGCCAUCUCCUUCUCAUUUACAUGAUUGUCAUCCACCUUUGAGCUUUACUUUGUUAAUGGUGGAGUGGGACCUGCAAGGACUGGCCUCUCUUCCCUCUCUCAAAAUCUCAGGUCUUCCAAAUCUCAGGUCCCUGAAUAGUUUGGGGCUUCAACUGCUCACCUCUCUCCAAAAAUUAGAGAUCCAUGACUGCCCCAAGCUCCAAUCCUUGACGGAAGAGCUGCUGCCCACCUCCCUUUCUGUUCUAACAAUCCAGAACUGCCCAUUGCUGAAAGGUCAGUGCAAGUUUUGGACAGGGGAAGAUUGGCAUCAUAUAGCUCACAUUCCAUAUGUUGUGACCAAUGACCAAGUUCAGUAAUGAAGGUUAUUAGUGAUUCUUCACUCUUGUAAAUUGAUGCUUCAUAUCCUCAUAAGGAAUCUUCUUUUAAUCAAUAAUGCCUUGUCAAAUGCUUCAGUUCAGAUUUCAUCCAGAGUCAAUUGAUGCUAACUUAAAAGCCGAGCAGCUCUGCAGGUCUGAUUUAGUAACUUGCAUUUCUUGUAUAAUUUUAUGGACCUUGGAUUCGUUUUCAUUGGCUAAUUCACCGAAACUCAUGGAAGGCCUUUGAUCCUAGUUUUCUCAAUAAAUUCAAGCUAUCUAGCAACAAUCCUUCCAAUGGGACCACUUCUUAUUGUGAGUUCAAAGACUCCCUUUCUGGAAGAUUGUAGCAGAUAUUUUUUAGCAUCCAAAGGCUCAUGAUUGGUGCUCUGCCUGAGGAACUAGAGAAAGCUCAACUCUGUUGGAGAGUGGAGUAUGCAGCAUGCUCUAUGAUUCCAAUUAGUUCUCUGUGUUAAUAUCUGGGUUCUUCUCUAGAAACAACAGGUAUGUUUCUUCUGAUUCAUACUUUCAAUAAGCUAACACAUUGUGGAGUUCCAUCAUUUUCAAGACACAAUAAACCAAAUUGUAAAGUCAACUCAAGCUAAAAUAAAACUCUUACUACCUGAGGUUCUGCCCUUAAUAAUUUUAUUCACCAUGUUCGUAUGACAUCUGAGCAAUGUAGAUGUUAACAUUUUCCUUAGUGCAUGUAAUCAUUGUUUUCAUCUCUUUCAGCUUUAAUUAAUCUGUAGAUGUUCAGUUUAGACACCUCAAACUCAAAAUCUUCAGCUUCUGGCAGGCCACCACUUCCUAGUCUUUGCUCAUUUCCUUCCCAUUUAAUUACUGUCAUUAACCUUUGAUUUUUUUACGUCACUAAUAGGAAAAGAAUCAUAAUUGUACUACAUUAGUUGAGCAUGGAUGCUACCGUUUAAUUUCCAUAUUCAAGCUUUUCUUGUACUUACAAACAAUAAUGCGAGCUCUGAAUUUUCUUCUUUUAAAUUUGUGAUUCUGAGGCAGAUACUUGGAGAAGAGAGAAGCCAAACCACAUUCAAAGUCAUAGCAAUGCUACUCAACUAAAUUCUAUAUAUUGGAGCACGAUUUGAGCUUUUCUUCCUUACUCAAACGGUAGCAUUUUGAAUCCUUGGAACAGUUGCAGGAGGAAGCUUUGCCAAAGCCUCCCUAUGCAAUACAUGGGCCUUUGGUUGCAAAUGAGAUUUGAGGAUUCUAUUUUCUCUUAGAAGACUUCAACUCAUUUUUUUUGAGUUUUUUAGCUUUGAGCUUUUACUUCCAAGUCUGUGCAAAGAAGAAAGAAAGCAACAACAACGAUCCAUUUAUAGAAGUUUUAUAUAGAGUGAGACUCCCAUGAAAAAUAUUGUAGCUAUUGGUUUGUCCACCUUGAAGGUUAUAGUUUUGUUUCCCAUUGGAUCUUUGAGGAAUGUGUCUGUUGAAUCAUAUAUUUUGAACUUACUAUUGACUUUGUGUAUAUACAUACAUGUAAAUGAUGUUUUCUUUUUCAUUCA
Vitis riparia (riverbank grape) is the source of this 6433-nucleotide messenger RNA. Its product is annotated as putative disease resistance RPP13-like protein 1. Gene Ontology annotation, biological process: defense response to other organism. The transcript is spliced from 8 exons. The record is from RefSeq and is a predicted model, not a curated record. Gene Ontology annotation, molecular function: ADP binding. Bases 142 to 3999 code for a protein of 1285 amino acids. NCBI's taxonomy places the organism in Eukaryota, Viridiplantae, Streptophyta, Magnoliopsida, Vitales, Vitaceae.